AUGGUACACAACGCCAUCUUCUGGGGCGGUUUCGGCAUCGCCGUUCGUCUUUGGCAGCUAGGAAUUGAAAUGCGCCCGUUUCAUGAUUUGCGUAGUCUUUGGGCUUAUCCGAUAUUUGGAGGCGUUGGAGCAAGUUUUGGUUGGUGGAUCGAGUCAGUUGGUGUAAAGCAAAAAGCUUUGCUAGCUGAUAGAAAAAGACAACUCCUCGAAAAACGAGCCAGGAGAGACGCAAAAAUAAAGGCCCAAAUAGAUGAAUCGACAGUUUAA
Blumeria graminis f. sp. triticale is the source of this 267-nucleotide messenger RNA. The record is from the annotation of a GenBank genome assembly. Lineage: Eukaryota; Fungi; Ascomycota; Leotiomycetes; Helotiales; Erysiphaceae.